Molecule: messenger RNA, 1527 nt
Organism: Aspergillus candidus
Lineage: Eukaryota; Fungi; Ascomycota; Eurotiomycetes; Eurotiales; Aspergillaceae
Product: zinc metalloprotease
Exons: 5
Coding region: 62-1432 (456 amino acids)
Biological process (GO): CAAX-box protein processing
Cellular component (GO): endoplasmic reticulum membrane
Molecular function (GO): metalloendopeptidase activity
Source: RefSeq, a predicted model, not a curated record
CUUCCCCUCCACCAACACAAACAGCAUAACACGGAUUGUUGGUUGUGCUGCGCGUGUCAUCAUGUAUAUUCUCGAGCAACUGGCGCGUCUGCUGGACCGCCCACUGUUCCCUUGGAAGAAUGUCCUCGUGGGGUUCUCCCUGGGCCAGUUUAUCCUGGAGGGACUUCUGUCGUUCCGGCAGUUUAAGGUCCUGCAGCGCACCAAGCCCCCGCAGGUGUUGAAGGAGGAGGUGUCGCAGGAAGUCUUCGAUCGCAGUCAGGCGUACGGUCGCGCCAAAGCCAAGUUCAGUUUCUUCUCCGGUCUCUACGCGCAAGUCCAGAACCUCGCGUUCAUCUACGGUGACUUUCUCCCCAAGCUCUGGGGCGCCAGCGGGUUCUUCCUAGCGACGUAUCUCCCUACUCGGUUCCAAGGCGAAAUCACGCAGACGCUUCUGUUCGUUUUCGGAUUCAACAUUAUCUCUACGGUCUUGUCUCUCCCCGUCUCGUACUACAGCACCUUCGUCCUCGAGGAGAAGUUCGGCUUCAACAAGCAGACGCCGAAGCUCUGGGUUACGGAUAUGAUCAAGGGCCAGUUUCUGGGUAUCGUUCUGGGCACGCCUAUCAUCAGUGCGGUGCUCAAGAUCGUCCAGAAAACCGGCAACUCGUUCUUCUACUACCUCUGGCUCUUCGGUGUGUUCGUGCAAGUCUUCGCCAUCACCAUCUACCCGAUCGUUAUCCUGCCCAUGUUCAACAAACUGUCGCCUCUCGAACCCGGUGCGCUCAAGUCGGGCGUGGAGAAACUGGCCAAGAAACUGGAUUUCCCGCUGCAGGAGCUGCACGUCAUCGACGGCAGCAAGCGCAGCGCCCACAGCAACGCCUACUUCUACGGACUCCCCUGGAAGAAGCACAUCGUCCUCUAUGAUACCUUGAUUGAGAAGAGCGAGCCCGAGGAGGUCGUCGCCGUCCUGAGUCACGAGCUGGGUCAUUGGAGCCUGAGCCACACCACCAAGCUGUUUGGUAUUGCGCAGUCCCACAUGUUCUACAUCUUCGCCCUGUUCUCGGUGUUUGUCAACAACCGGUCGUUGUACGAGUCGUUUGGCUUCUACAACGAGAUGCCCAUCAUGGUUGGAUUCUUGCUUUUCUCGGAUGCUCUGGCUCCGAUGGAUGCGGUUGUCAAGCUUUUGAUGAACAUUCUCAGCCGUCGCUUUGAAUUCCAAGCUGAUGCCUUCGCGGUGCAGCUGGGCUACUCCAAGGAGCUCGCCUCGUCGCUGCUCAAACUGCAGAUCCAGAACCUGAGCACCAUGGAUGCCGACUGGAUGUACGCCAGCUAUCACUACUCGCACCCUAUCCUGUCGGAGCGACUCAAGGCGCUGGGCUGGUCGGGCGGCAAGGUCACUGGCGGUGUGACCGAGGAUAGCGAGAAGCCGGUCAAGGCCAGUGAUCGCGAGCUGUAAGGUCAUGAUUGACGUGGUCGUUUCAACAUGAAUGGGGAGUUUGAGCACGAAUAUGAUAUCUGGUGUAUUUUAUAGAAUGAUACUCAACAUCAGAA